Mus pahari (shrew mouse) is the source of this 2434-nucleotide messenger RNA. RefSeq names its product double PHD fingers 2 (gene Dpf2). The record is from RefSeq and is a predicted model, not a curated record. Gene Ontology annotation, cellular component: nBAF complex. The transcript has 11 exons. Bases 95 to 1270 code for a protein of 391 amino acids. NCBI's taxonomy places the organism in Eukaryota, Metazoa, Chordata, Mammalia, Rodentia, Muridae. Gene Ontology annotation, biological process: nervous system development.
GCAGAGGGUCGAGGACCGUGUGUCCUGAGAAGGCUUAGCGCCUGCGCGUUGUGGGUUUCGGGGCCUCCCGGCCUGAGGGAGAGGAACAGGGAAGAUGGCGGCUGUGGUGGAGAAUGUAGUGAAGCUCCUUGGGGAGCAGUACUACAAAGAUGCCAUGGAACAGUGCCACAAUUAUAAUGCCCGCCUCUGUGCUGAACGUAGUGUGCGCCUGCCUUUCCUGGACUCACAGACUGGAGUAGCCCAGAGCAAUUGUUAUAUCUGGAUGGAAAAGCGACACCGGGGACCAGGAUUGGCCUCUGGACAGUUAUACUCCUACCCUGCCCGACGCUGGCGGAAAAAGCGUCGAGCCCACCCACCUGAGGAUCCCAGACUUUCCUUCCCAUCAAUUAAACCAGAUACUGACCAGACUCUGAAGAAAGAGGGGCUUAUCUCUCAGGAUGGCAGCAGUUUAGAGGCUCUGUUGCGUACUGAUCCCCUGGAGAAACGGGGUGCCCCAGAUCCCCGAGUUGACGAUGACAGCCUGGGCGAGUUUCCUGUUAGCAACAGCCGAGCACGGAAGCGGAUCAUUGAACCCGAUGACUUCCUUGAUGACCUUGAUGAUGAGGACUAUGAAGAAGAUACUCCAAAGCGUCGGGGGAAGGGGAAAUCCAAGAGUAAGGGUGUGAGCAGUGCCCGGAAGAAGCUGGAUGCUUCCAUUCUGGAGGACCGGGAUAAACCCUAUGCCUGUGACAUUUGUGGAAAACGUUACAAGAACCGACCUGGCCUCAGUUACCACUAUGCCCAUUCCCACCUGGCUGAAGAGGAAGGAGAGGACAAAGAAGACUCGCAACCACCCACUCCUGUGUCCCAGAGGUCUGAGGAGCAGAAAUCCAAGAAAGGACCUGAUGGAUUGGCCCUGCCUAACAACUACUGUGACUUCUGCCUAGGAGACUCAAAAAUCAACAAGAAGACAGGGCAGCCUGAGGAGCUAGUGUCCUGUUCUGACUGUGGCCGCUCAGGGCAUCCGUCCUGCCUGCAGUUCACCCCUGUGAUGAUGGCGGCCGUGAAGACCUACCGUUGGCAGUGCAUCGAGUGCAAGUGCUGCAACCUCUGUGGCACGUCAGAGAAUGAUGACCAGCUACUUUUCUGUGAUGACUGUGACCGUGGCUACCACAUGUACUGUCUCACUCCUUCCAUGUCUGAGCCUCCUGAAGGAAGUUGGAGUUGCCACCUGUGUCUGGAUCUGCUGAAGGAGAAAGCGUCCAUCUACCAGAACCAGAACUCCUCCUGAUGUGCCACCCAGCUCCCCUGCAUCUAAGGCCGUUUCUCUCCUCUCUACCUUGGUUUUCGUUGCCCCUCUCUCCUCUUUCACUCCAUAGUCCUGCCUACCUGCCUUUGGCAACAGCACAGGGAGGUGGCAGCUCCGACUGCCUCUAGCCCCAAGCCCUCAGGGAGUAAGGAGCAGCUGCUCCAGGGCUGACCUGUGGGCCCAACUUCUCUCUGUUCUCCAAGAAGUGCAUUCACUCUGCCUGCCUUGGGCCUAAGACCCUGGUGAUUAUAGGGCUCAAGUGGGGUCCUCUGAGAAGGACUAUGAGAGCAGCUCACUUGUCUCAAGACUUGCCCACCCCUCAUCCCCCCUUUGGUUUCCAGGGUUUUGCCUCAGAGGCCAGGUUGGGCCUUUCCUGGAAGCAGCUGGAGUGAGCUGGCUGAGUGGCACUUGCCAGGACCUUUUCAUACCCUAGUUCUGCUUUCCUUUGCCUCCUGCCAAAGCAGUCCCCUGUCCUCUGUCAUGCUACAUGGGAUUCUGUGCUUGAGCUGGAAUGUUCUCAGGCACCUCCUGGCUCUGCCCUGUCCCACAAAGGGACAAGCAGCUUCACACCUGUCCUUCCUGUGCUUGGCUGGCUUGCUCACAGGUGCUCUCUGGCUACCCAGACAUUUCCUGCCCUCAGCACUUCCCGUCUUCUGCCCCCUUCCUUAGUCCCUUUGGUUUUAUAGGGAGAGGGAUAGUGUCAGGGCCGGGCCAGCAGCUUGGGGCCACAGGGAGAAGUUGGAUAAUGUGCCUGUUUUUUAACUCGAUAAAAAAGCCUACCUCCAAAAUCCCCUUUUUGUUCUUCCUGGACCUGGGCAUUCAGCCUCCUGUCCUUAACUGAAUCAGGAGCCUCUGGCUCCUGCCUGUGUGUCCUGGCUCCCAGGACACAGGAUGGUCCCCUUUCCUUGCACGCUAGCUAGUAGCUGGUAAGGUCUUCACACCCUGAGUUUUCUGUUUCCUGCUUAGUGGCACUGACAUUAAGUAGGAGGGGACAGUCCUCUACAGUACUCUAGAGUGGGCUUCCCCCUUGGCUGUGGGCAGGCCCUAACUGUUGUUUUCUGCAAAGUUGAGGCCCCCCUCACAUAUUUAGUUCCUGUAUUCGAAACAUUAGUAAAAAUAAACAUUUUUACAGAGCCUUCUGCUGGA